This is a messenger RNA of Scomber japonicus (chub mackerel), 1032 nucleotides long. It is a transcript of the gene kera, whose product is annotated as keratocan. The record is from RefSeq and is a predicted model, not a curated record. The coding region runs from base 1 to 1032 and encodes 343 amino acids. The transcript has 2 exons. Gene Ontology annotation, molecular function: protein binding. NCBI's taxonomy places the organism in Eukaryota, Metazoa, Chordata, Actinopteri, Scombriformes, Scombridae.
AUGGCACCUCUUUUGAGUCUUUUCUGCAUCUUGUACCUGGUCGGGCCAGUUCUCAGCCAGGACAUGCCUUAUGAGGAAUAUAUGGCCCAACUCCAAGCUUGCCCUAAAGAGUGUCGCUGCCCCCCCAACUUUCCUCGUGCUGUCUACUGUGACAAUAAAGGCCUGACGAGCAUCCCCAAAAUUCCUACACACACAUGGUAUCUCUACCUGCAGAACAAUCUGAUUGAAGGGCUGUCUGCAGAAUCCUUGCGUAAUGCCACACAGUUGCGCUGGCUGAACCUGAACCGCAACAAAAUCACUAGUGAGGGAGUGGAAGUAGGUGCACUGAAUGCAAUGCCUCACCUGGCCCACCUGUACAUGGAUGACAACCUCUUGUCUUCUGUGCCAUCUCCCCUGCCUGCCAGCCUGGAGCAUCUACGCCUCUCUCGCAAUCGCAUCUCCAAGAUUCCUGCUGGCAUCUUCCAAGGUCUGGAUAAGCUAAACCUCUUGGACCUCCAGGGGAACAAGCUGAUGGAUGAUGCAGUGACGGAAGUGAGUCUUAAGGGUCUAAGCAGUCUGGUACAAAUCAAUCUAGCAAAGAACCAGCUGAGUAACAUGCCUCUUGGCCUACCACCCACCACCACUCAGCUUUUCCUUGAUGGCAAUAACAUUGAGAAGAUCCCUGCUGGCUAUUUCAAAGGAUUGCCUAAAAUGGCAUUUCUCAGGCUCAACCACAAUAAGCUUGAAAGCAGUGGAGUUCCCAAAAAUGUUUUUAACGUCUCCAGCAUGUUGGACUUGCAGCUGUCCCACAACCAGCUGACCGAGGUGCCCCUCAUUCCCUCAGGCCUUGAGCACCUUCUUCUCGACCACAACAAGAUCAAGAGUGUAAGUGGCUCCACCGUCUGUCCUGUUGCCGUUGAAGCUGUGGAUGACUCUGUGAAUGACAGUGUUCCUCGACUGCGCUACCUCCGACUGGAUGGCAAUGACAUUAAGCCACCAAUUCCCAGAGAUGUGAUUCUGUGCUUCCGUCUCCUUAGGUCCAUUGUCAUCUAA